GUGUGCUUAUCUCUGGGCUCGUGGUUCCCUCCCCUCGUCAGGAAAGUAACACUUAGGCACUUCAAGUGGUAAUGCAGUAGGGGAAGAUUAAGAUGGCUCUGAGUGUGGCGGACAGAGCCGUUGGGGCCAUUAUUGGGGCGGCAGUGGCAGAUGCAGCAGCUCAGCCUAUGCACUGGAUCUACAACCAAGACAGACUGAAAGAAGUUCUCUCUGAUCUGGAGCCCUGUCCAGAGUUUCGGCCUCAGUCAGCGAAUCCUUUCUACCGCAGGACAACUGGCGAGCAGACCUGCUAUGGAGACCAGGCGUACGUCCUGCUGGAGUCACUGAGUCAGUGCGGAGAUGUCGAUGUGAAAGAUUUGACCAAGCGCAUCUACGAGUUCUUCGGACCAGGAACAGUCUACGAUCUGCCUCUCAACGAUCCUUACAGGAAGAAAGGAGGUCCCAAAGCUGUUCUCCCCAUCGAUGGUCCUUGGAGGAACGGGAGCCUGAAGGCUUUCAUGAGAAAUGUCGACGCUGGCAAAGAAGAAACAGGCAGUGACGUGGACUGUCAAAUGGAUGGCGUCACUAAGCUAGCCCCGGUGGUGGCCAUGUUCGCUGGGCAACCUGAGAUGCUGGAGAAAGUGGAGAAAGCCAUGCGGGUCACCCAGAAUGACGACAUGUGCGUGGCUGUGACGCUGGCUGCAGCGAGAUUUUUGGAGCAUUUCAUCCUGAACGGUCCAGAUCCGAACGCCCUGGAUGCAGUUCUGGCUCAGCUGAAUGACCCCAAGAGACAGAACCCUCAGGAGCUGGACAGGGCAGUCAUUGCGCAAAUCCACCAGGUGAAGGACAACCUAGCCAGACCGUCCCAACAGCUCAUACCUGACAUGUUCACAAACACAUGAGCUUUGCCCGGUGCGUUCCAGGGAGCGCUCCAUGGAGUCCUGACGCUGAACCAGAUGGAUGAGGCGGUCAGGGACACCAUGCGCCGCGGGGGAUGCACCGCCAGCCGAUCCUCCUUUAUAGGAGCCUGUUUUGGGGCGCAGACCGGCCUCCAGGGGAUCCCAGAGUCUUGGAGGAAGAGGACACUCAGAUACCCGGUGCUGCUGGAACUCGCUGAAAAAGUGGUCAAAAAAAGCCAGCAGUCAUAGUUCAGCUUUAAUUCGUCCUAAAAUCCAUCAGUUUUGUUGCUAAUUUAGCAUUUACUGAGUUGGAUUGCAUUUCAGAGAUAUUCUAAAAGAGCUACAGGUGUACUUUGACGCAGCUAUAUAUGACGGUUUCUUUCUAAAGUCUUGUCAGGAAUGAAACUUGAAUCCAUUUGCUCUGUCAAAGCUGCAUCGUGUAAGAAACACUUGUGGAACGAAUUCUCAAAUAAAAGCCGUGAUGUUAACAAUGUC
This is a messenger RNA of Mugil cephalus (flathead mullet), 1373 nucleotides long. RefSeq names its product crystallin J1C-like. NCBI's taxonomy places the organism in Eukaryota, Metazoa, Chordata, Actinopteri, Mugiliformes, Mugilidae. The transcript is spliced from 10 exons. The record is from RefSeq and is a predicted model, not a curated record.